UUUUCGCCUCGCCGCUAGGGGUCGUUUUGCGUGCCGCCGAAUGUGAGUGCGUCACUUCCGUUAAGACAGAGCUAAGCCAGGCGAUGACUGUACAGGUUUAAAUGCUCGCGCGAACUCAUUCACUUUGGGUUUAGAUCACACAGAGAAGACCAGAGUGUGUGAAAUCAGUAACAAGUCAAUAUUAGACACUGCAGAAGACAAGGACGCGAUGUCAGCCGAGAGGCCUCUCCAGGAGUUGCCCUGUCUGAAUGAGAAUCUCGAUGGCUCCUUGCUGUGCAUGUCGCAGUCCAAAGUGAAGAAAAGGCCGUGCGCAUAUGGAGACGGACUGCAGGCUGAAAACACUCCUCACGAGCUUAUCCAACACUGGUCUCCUCCCCGUAAACAGCCACGGCCCUGUGCCAAGGGCAAAGAGAACGGCUUUGUUCUAGCCAGACGUCCCAGAAGGAGCAGAGACACGACAGGUGUUCGGUGUUGGGACUCCCUCCCAGAUGAGCUGCUGUUGGGGAUUUUCUCUUGUCUCUCGCUGCAAGACCUUCUCAGGACGUCUCGAGUCUGCAAGCGCUGGCAUCGACUGGCGUUUGAUGAGUCAUUGUGGCACAGCGCUGACCUGGUGGGAAAAGCACAGCUGAACGGCGAGCUGGGUCAGGUGCUCACAGCAGGAGUGUCGCGGCUGCGCUGUCCACAUUCCUGCAUAGGCAAACCCCAUUUUAAGAACACACAACUUCUGCGUGUCCAGCAUUUGGACCUGUCCAGCUGCACUGUGCAGGCGCCUGUGCUGGAGGACAUCCUGUCACGCUGCAGACGGCUGCAGAACCUCAGCUUGGAGGGACUCGUGCUCUCUGACUCCAUCCUCCGAUCUCUGAGCGAGAACACAGAGCUGGUGCGGCUGAACCUGUGCGGUUGUAGCGGUUUCUCUGCUGACUCUCUGACUGAAAUGCUUCAAUCCUGCACCAAGCUUGAGGAACUGAACGUGUCAUGGUGUGACUUCAGCAGUGAGCACGUUCAGGCAGUCGUUAACAACGUCCCCUCCACCAUCACUCAGCUCAACAUCAGUGGCUACAGACAAAACCUUACCAUGGACAACGUGAAGGUGCUGGUGGAAAGAUGUCCGAAUCUCACACACUUGGAUUUGAGUGACAGCGUCCUCGUGACCACAGACAGUUUCCCCUUCCUGCAGCAGCUUUCGUCACUGAGCCAUUUAGCGCUGAGUCGCUGUUACCAGAUUCACCCAGCUGCCCUCAUAGAGUUUGAGAAGUUUGUGACUCUGCAGACCCUGGAGGUGUUCGGUCUAAUACAGGACAGCUCACUGCCCAUUCUGACUAAAGGGUUGCCACGGGUACAGAUCAACAACCAGCCGUUCUCCGGUGUGGCUCGUCCCACCACGGCCGCACGAAAAGACCGUACACUGUGGGGAAUGCACUGUCGACUGGUGUAUAAACCCUAACCGGUGCUCCAGCAGGGUUUGACUUUAGGAAUGAAACAAGAGGUGACUCUCUCUUUUUUUUAGGAUGUUUUUAAAAUGCCGAAUAGGUUUGAGUUCAUGGGGUAACCUUUUGAAGUCACUGUUGUCAUGGUGAUAUCAACUAGCAUGUGGUAUAAAUCACAUCUCACUUGUAAGAAGCUGAAUCCUGAAGUUGUCGGCAUACAUAUUAAUGCCGUAUCGACUUAGCGCGUGUGGGUGUGAACACUUGCACUUUCGAAUGGUUUACAGCUUGGUUCUAUGAGCAUGUGAAUUUACUUCACAUGCUUUUUGUUACCACUAGUGAUAAGUGCAGCUUCAGCAGGGUACAGAACCACCUCCUGAAAUGUUGGUUUUUAAGUAAGUGUUAAGUAAAAUAAGUCCAAACUCUUUUAUAAUUUUAGACCUUAUCAAAGCAUCAUCCAAACUGUGAAUGACUUCUAGUGCUUUAAAGUGUUAUGAUAAUGGUUUGUUUUGAAAGUUCAAUAGUUUUAAAGUCGAUUUAUCAUGUUACGUUUUUGUUCUGAUCCUCAUUUUUUAAUCAGUAAGUGAAUUAUAGGGAUGCACCUAUACAAUACGGAAAUCUGACCCAGACUUAAAGGUACUGCUGGGCUUCUGAGUUGUACAGUGGUCUAAAGUUUGUGCCCCAUGUACAGUAGGAGACUGAGGGUUUGAACCCUGACAAUGAUGUGUGCAUGCAAUGAAACAGAUUUCUUUUUCUUUAAAAAAAAAAAGAGAGAAAAUUCAAUAAAUCUUCUGCCAUUGUUCUUUCAGUGAAUGUUUAUACCACAGUGCUGUUGAAUUUUUAAUUCUGAUUGGUUAGAAUGUUUAAAUAUUUUAUAACACGCUAUGAUUACCAGAGCUGAUUGUAGCUCCUAUGUUUGAAAUGCCACAUAAAUGGACUAAAAACAUGCGUGUUGAUACAGUGAAGUUCUGAGUAUCCAACAAGACAAGUUGCUUUUUUUUUCGUCUUAUUUAAAAAUAACAAGGAGAGAGAUGCUGCUGAGAAAACAAAUGCUUAAAGCUGCUAUAGCUAACUUGUUUUGUGGAUAAAACAAAUUGGCUUAGAUUUUGGUGAUAAAAGAGGAAUAAAACAUUUUCUGCUGUUACUAGAAAAUAAACACCAGGAUGGUAAAUGUAA
Tachysurus fulvidraco (yellow catfish) is the source of this 2600-nucleotide messenger RNA. RefSeq names its product S-phase kinase-associated protein 2, E3 ubiquitin protein ligase (gene skp2). Gene Ontology annotation, cellular component: SCF ubiquitin ligase complex. NCBI's taxonomy places the organism in Eukaryota, Metazoa, Chordata, Actinopteri, Siluriformes, Bagridae. Gene Ontology annotation, biological process: SCF-dependent proteasomal ubiquitin-dependent protein catabolic process. Gene Ontology annotation, molecular function: protein binding. The transcript has 10 exons. The record is from RefSeq and is a predicted model, not a curated record. Bases 209 to 1444 code for a protein of 411 amino acids.